Messenger RNA from Salmo salar (Atlantic salmon), 1215 nucleotides. Its product is annotated as dysbindin. The record is from RefSeq and is a predicted model, not a curated record. NCBI's taxonomy places the organism in Eukaryota, Metazoa, Chordata, Actinopteri, Salmoniformes, Salmonidae. Gene Ontology annotation, biological process: neuron projection development; anterograde synaptic vesicle transport; regulation of synaptic vesicle exocytosis. Gene Ontology annotation, cellular component: synaptic vesicle membrane; neuron projection; BLOC-1 complex.
CAGACCAGUCAGCCUGCAGGCAGCAGCUCUAUACUUUCAGACAGCCAGUGUGUGUCGGGGAGAACAUUGCUGCUGUGUUUCUGUGUGAGAGAGAUUGCGUGUGUGUAAUAUUAUAUGUGCGUGUUUGCGUGUGUGAGUGUAUGUGUGAGUUAGUGGUUAAAGCAGCCUCUUAGGAUGAGAGGCAGAGAGAGACAGACGGUGUUGUGAUUGAGAGUUGGCAACAUCGCCUCACCCAGUCCUCAUCCUGCCCUCCUCUCCUCUCUCUUUCCUCUGGCUCUGAUCUACAACACCGCUGGGAUGUCUUCUUCUCCAGGAUCCAUGGACGGCAGCCAGAGGAAUAGCUCAGAGAAGGUGCCACCCCAGGUGAAGGAGGCGGAGCCUGCCCAGGAGAAGCCAAAGGAGAUGGAGCCUGGCCAGUUUAAGCUAAAGGAGGCAGAGCUUGCCCAGAUGAAGAUGAAGGAGAGGCAGAAGUUCUUUGAAGAGGCAUUCCAGCAAGACAUAGAUCAGUACCUGUCCACCGGCUACCUGCAGAUCAGUGAGAGGAGAGGGCCAACAGGAAGCUUUUCGUCCAUGGAGGUGAACGUGGACAUGCUGGAGCAGAUGGACCUGUCCGACCAUGAGAGUCUUGACGUCUUCCUCCUCUCUGGGGGAGACGACAACAACGCUGCCUCCCCCAUGCUAGGUCCAGACGUUGACUCGUUAACCACAGAGAUCACCCUGCAGGUUCCCACCCAGGCUGAGCUAGGAAACAAGCUGUCCUCCCUCUCCUCCACAUGCACUGACAGCCAGGACACUGAGGCUGGGGACGAUGACGAAGAGGAUGAAGGGGGCAGGGAGAACAGCAGCCACCGUCCUGUUGGGGUGCAGAGGUCCCGCCCAACACUGUCCUAGCAGAGAGGCCACCACCCCCCACCCAGAAGCAAGACACUUAAACACUUUGAGGACAGCAGCUCACAUGCCACAUAAGGGCCAGAGUAGGAGCGAAGACAGAGAAAAGACCGAAACCCUGAGAGGAUGGGAGCUAAGAUAGUAAACAGACCGAAACUCUGAGCGGAAUAUAUCCUAUGCACUGGAUGCAUGGAGGAAGAGAUGCGUAAUUUAUGUUUACUGUAUUUUCAUCCUUUUUGUAAAGAAAUAACUCCAUGUUGAACAUUGUGGUUACAGUAUUAUUCCCCCAUAAUCUUGACUUGGUAAUAAAUAUUUCACCACCCUGUA